Molecule: messenger RNA, 2016 nt
Organism: Talaromyces marneffei
Lineage: Eukaryota; Fungi; Ascomycota; Eurotiomycetes; Eurotiales; Trichocomaceae
Exons: 3
Coding region: 1-2016 (671 amino acids)
Biological process (GO): regulation of DNA-templated transcription
Molecular function (GO): zinc ion binding; DNA-binding transcription factor activity, RNA polymerase II-specific
Source: RefSeq, a predicted model, not a curated record
AUGCCUGACAAGCGGAAAGCGGCCGAUGUUGAGGAGUCUAAUGAUGACUCUCAGAAGCGGACGCCACGACAGAACCCAGUUUCAUGCCAAAGCUGUCGUAAGAAGAAAUUGAAAUGUGACCGUCAACAGGCAUACUCGAAUUGUCGAUCAAGAAGGAUUCCUUGCCACUACGUUGUUGCUAAUGUUGCUCAUCAAUAUGCAUAUCCGCCGCCAACGCAGAUACCAAGAGCCACGAACUCUCCAUUAUCACCAAGCAACAACACCGCCACAGCUUCGCAGCUGCCGGCCCAUAGCAUCGAAGGAAUCCAUCACUCUUCCCAGGAAGUUACCGAGCAGGAAAGAACGACCGACUGGCUAGAAAACAUCAUGAUGGCUCCCCGUAUCCCGGAUGCGUUGCCAAUGUCGAUCAAGAACAAGCUCAUCACGACCAAACAUUCGGCAGUCUCGGUCACAGACUUGACCUCUUUCCUACCGCGAGAAACAGAAGCAAUUGCUCAGUUCAGGUACUAUGUCGAUUAUGUCGGCUACCUCUACCAUACAAUCAUUCCAAGUCAUGUCCAGUCCCAAAUCCAUGUAAUUUAUCAAAACGUACACAAAGCACCCUCCUCAUCGUCAGCAGCGGUGAACUUGAACCACCUUGCCCUUCUCUUCAGUAUUCUAGCUGCAGCUUCUUAUUUCCAGAGUCUAGGUACAAAUGCAGCAUCAGCAAAACAGGUUGAAAAUAGGUGUCACGAGUACAUCACUCUUGUUGCAGCGGCGUUGACACGGAGCGAUUAUAUAAACUACCCCACUGUUGAAGGGCUUCAAGCUUCUCUUCUGAUAAUUAAAUUUCUUCCAAAUGAUGGACAAGAUACCCCUGUUCGUGCAUUGUUCCAUAUGGGUACAUUGGUCAAUCAAUGCCGACAGAUGGGACUCUUUCAGAUCGAUUCAGCACAGAACAAGGCUUUUCGAAAGGCGCACGGGUAUGAUCCAGUGGACGUGGAGUUGAAACGUAGAUUAGCAUGGCUAGUCUCCUCUUCCGACUGGUUCCUAGCAUAUCUCGGAGGUCCUCAGGAAGGCAGCUACCUUGUCCAUCCAGCCCACAUGGCCCUAGACAUGCCCGCAAACAUAUCAGAUGAAGAUCUGUGCACACUUGAAAAUGGGGGCGGAUCUUUACCAGACAACAUUCCCACCACAAUCAAGAUCAUGGAACUGGAUCAGAAAUUGCACCAAUACAACAAAGAGCUUCCAGAGUUCUUCCGUUUGGAUAGCAACAGUCGCCGCAAAUAUGCUCAAGUUUAUGCGAGUUCCCCUCAAAUCGCAUGGCAACGGUUACUGAUCCAGCAAGGGUCCCAUUCUCGUUUAUGUCGCUUGCACCGUACCUAUUUCAUUCGUGGAGCCCGCAACCCUGCCUAUUCUUACUCGCACAUGAUGUGUCUACAAGCUGCACGGCGCGUUAUUGAAAUUAAGCGGAUGAUGGAUAAAGAAUUUCCUGAUACGCCGAGCGUGACAACAGCCUGGUCUGUCAUGCAUCAUGUCUUCAUGGCAGCAGUGAUAUUAUUGUUGGAUACAUGCUUCAAUUGGGAUGAUAUCUUAGCAGAUCGGCGUAAAGAGGAAAUUCUGGAAGCUUGUCGGAUGCUGGAUAGAGCUCGGAGAAGCUCGAGACUUGUGCGUGAGGGUAUCAACGCUAUGAUGGAUGUCUUGCAGAGUCGCUGGAGGUCCGUUGCGAGUGAUCAAUUGCCAUCCUCACAACAAGAAGAGCAUUCCGCGCUGCGGCAAGAUGAAACGGAUCUUCAUCGAACUCAAGCCGCCGAGCAUACUGGUCCGCAAAGAAGAACAGAGGGCGUUCUUGUAUCAACAGACUUACACUCAUCUGCGGAAAAUAAUGUAUCUUUUGCUAUUGACGCCACCGAGGAUGCAUGUGACUUGGAGAACAUGUGGUCUGAGUUUCUGGAUAGCGGUGCCAUGCUGGCGGGUAGCCCUAAUGAAUGGAUGGGGUUAUUAUCCGAUCUGAACGAGACAGCAUCCGUUCUAUAA